Messenger RNA from Trichosporon asahii var. asahii CBS 2479, 1074 nucleotides. RefSeq lists its product as uncharacterized. The record is from RefSeq and is a predicted model, not a curated record. Gene Ontology annotation, molecular function: oligopeptide transmembrane transporter activity. Lineage: Eukaryota; Fungi; Basidiomycota; Tremellomycetes; Trichosporonales; Trichosporonaceae. Bases 1 to 1074 code for a protein of 357 amino acids. Gene Ontology annotation, biological process: transmembrane transport. The transcript has 5 exons.
AUGUCCCGCCAUGACGAACGCGAAGCUGAGGCGUACGAGCUCACAGACGUGGAGGACCUCGACGAGUUCGAGCAACGCCACAAGCCCCGCCAGCGCACGUCGGUAGACUCGGACGAGAACGACGAGAACAUCGCCCUUCUUGCGUCUGACGGCGAGGUCCGGCGAGAUGAAGUCGUCGGCAAGGGCAGCAAAGUCGAGCAGCUCAUUGAUAGCUCGAACGCACCCAGCUUCUCGACCUACUUUGUCAUUCUCGCCACAUACCCACUGGGCCACUUCUUCGCGAACGAGCGCUUCUUCCCACGCGGAAGGCGGAUACUGGGUAUCACGAUCAACCCGGGGCCGUUCAGCAUAAAGGAGGCGAUUCUCGUCAGUUCGGGUGCCAGCGCGGCGUACGCAGCCGACAUCCUCGCCAUCCUCGACCUGUACUUCAAGAAGCCGCUCGGCCCGCUGCCGUCCAUCGUCCUCCUGCUCACGACGCAGUGCAUCGGAUUCGGUCUUGCAGGUGAGCUAUCAAUGUGUCCAGAGCUAAACCCAGGCAUUCUGUACAAUGUCCUCGUCGCCCGGCCGGCGAUGUACUGGCCGUCGACACUCGUCAUCGUGCAGCUCUUCACAACGCUGUUCGACGAGACUGCGUCGGCUAGCUCGUCUGCCGCGCGCCGCCUAACCUCGAAGCGUCUGCAGGUGUUUGUGCUGAUCUUCAUCGCCACGUUCAUCUACCAGAUCGUCCCUAUCCUCCUCGUGUUCAACUUCUGGAACGCGCGCGACUUCCCCUCUCCAACGUCAGCGGGCCUCUUCAACACGGCCUACGCCAAGUUUGACGUGCCGGCGGUUUUGAGCCCGGACCUCUCCCUCGACGACGCCAAGUGGGAGACGGCGCAGCCCAUCCUCCUCACGCCGUACUUUGCCAUCACGUACGGGCUCGCCUUUGCCGCCGUGAGCAGUGUCGUCGUGCAUGUCUGGAUGUGGCACAGGAAGGAGAUCAAGGAGGCGCUCCUCGACAAGGCGCCUUUGACGGAUACGCAUAAGCGUAUCGCGAGGUGCCGCAUUGGUGGUACUUCACCAUGCUGGGCGUGA